Molecule: messenger RNA, 1051 nt
Organism: Carlito syrichta (Philippine tarsier)
Lineage: Eukaryota; Metazoa; Chordata; Mammalia; Primates; Tarsiidae
Gene: BAALC
Product: BAALC, MAP3K1 and KLF4 binding
Exons: 6
Coding region: 1-441 (146 amino acids)
Cellular component (GO): cytoplasm
Source: RefSeq, a predicted model, not a curated record
AUGAUGCUGCAGAGAAGUGAAAUGGACAAAAGCAGCUCCGUGUCAGACUGGGAAGAGUGUCCUAGUGUCCGGAGUCAGCAACACAACAACACAACAAGAAGCCCUUAUUCUUGUCUUGAUCCCAUGGUCACAGUUGAGAGCCCGUUAGCAUUUGGUAGAAUGGGUGUGCUGGAAGAGGGACUGUCCUCCAAUGGUGUGCCCCGAUCUACAGCCCCUGGUGGAAUAUCCAACCCAGAGAAGAAGAUGAACUGUGGAACCCAGUGCCCAAAUCCUCAGAGCCUCAGCUCAGGUCCUCUGACCCAGAAACAGAAUGGCCUUCGGACCAUGGAGGCUCAAAGAGAAGCUAAGAGAAUGCCCGCAAAAGAAGUCACCAUAAAUGUUACAGACAGCAUCCGGCAGAUGGACAGAAGUCAAAGAAUUACAAAGAACUGUGUCAACUAGCACAGUGUCAGGACAGAAGGACAGAAGGACUCCUUUGGUGCCCUUCAUGGCACUGGAUCCCGUCAAGGAACCUUGAAGAUGUGGCUGCCCCUUCAAGAGACUGUUUUACCCAGGAGCAAACAGCUGCCUGAGGCAUUGGGACCUUCUGAGCCUCCUUCUUGUCACUUAAAUGUAUCAGCACACUGCUUGCAUAUGUUAAUACGCUGCACAUGUGCAGUUCAGUUUGCCCCAUUGCCACUCCUAUAAUUGGGUCUGGUGUGAAAGUGGUGAGCUAAACUACAGGUCAGUGUAUAAAUGGAGAAAAGUAGGAGGAGGGGGUGGAAGAUUCACACCCCAGUGCUAAGCUCACCUGGCCACUGGAGUGUGUUCUGUCUUCAGCGAGCCUAUUCUUUCCUUCUUUUUAAAUACUACCAUCACAGACCUUACCAUGUGCACUUAAAUGCUGGCUUCCCACCCAACUCUAAACCCAGAUAUUUGAGAAAUCAAGAAACAGGAAGAUUCCUGUCUUGGUAUGACAGAAGUCCUCCUGUGCGGGUGUCCAUGUUGGCCUUCAGCGCAUAAUGUCACCCUCCUUGCAGCCAAUGCAUCACACACAAGACACCCUUCAGGG